AUGCAUUUUACCACCUUCUUCACUUUCCUUGCCGUGGGAUACGGCGCCAUGGCGCAAGACCCAAAGCAACCGUCCGAGACAGGAACAGUUAUGUCCACGCCACCCAAGGAGCCCGGCACGAGCUUCUUGUGCCAAACGUCGGAGUUCAAAACCCUCGACAACUCAGAGGGGAUCUGCGGGGCGGCCGGCGGGAAAUUCAACCUUUUCUCAGGAUGCUGCAUAGAUACCGCCGCCUCAGGCACCGAGUCGUCCUACACGCAGGGCUGCAGCGACAACGGGGGCACCGUCAAGAAGCUAGACUCAGGCUCGUGUGACCUGGCGGCAUGA
Molecule: messenger RNA, 327 nt
Organism: Diaporthe citri
Lineage: Eukaryota; Fungi; Ascomycota; Sordariomycetes; Diaporthales; Diaporthaceae
Exons: 3
Coding region: 1-327 (108 amino acids)
Source: RefSeq, a predicted model, not a curated record